Molecule: messenger RNA, 10527 nt
Organism: Ctenopharyngodon idella (grass carp)
Lineage: Eukaryota; Metazoa; Chordata; Actinopteri; Cypriniformes; Xenocyprididae
Gene: ttll12
Product: tubulin tyrosine ligase-like family, member 12
Exons: 16
Coding region: 87-1958 (623 amino acids)
Biological process (GO): protein modification process
Source: RefSeq, a predicted model, not a curated record
CAGACGCUCUGGCCCUUUAAACGUGUUACCCAUAAUGCACCGCUGCACAGUACACACAUGUGAGUUGUCAAACAAAACUAGCAAAGAUGCAGAACGGUAAUGUGAACGGAGAGGAGGAUGAAGAGUAUCAGGUCUUCCUUUCUCUGCACAGUCCCGCUUUAAAGGCGGCAAGAAUCCCUCCGCUUUACUGGAAGAGUUUGCAUUUAAAACUUGCCAAUGAGGUGUUUGAUGCUGGUGAAGUAUUUGGGAUUAUGCAGGUGGAAGAAGAUGAAGAUGAGGACAAUGAACGAAAAGCCAAUCCUGAAGCUGAGAUGACUUAUAAAGUGAUUGUGACCAAAGAGAGUGGCCUGCAAGCUGCUAAUCCCACCAGUGUGUUUCUUGUAGAUCACGCCUGGACGUACAGGGUGGAAAGCGCCCGGCAACAGCUGCUGGAGAUUCCUGGACUGCUGAUCCGUAUGGCCAGUCUGAUGGGUCUGCCUUUCCACGGAGAGGCUCCUGAUCCGGACAUCGUGGAUCUGGUCCUGGACAACAUGUGGAAAUACAACCAAACCUAUCAGCUUUCCCAAGGGUCUGCAGAAGAAAAGGUGCCCGUGUGGUACAUCAUGGAUGAAUUUGGAUCUCGGGUUCAGCACUCUUCCCAGCCGACUUGCUGUAUGGCUCCUCUGUUCUACUCUCAGCAACAGAUCGCUUAUUCAGUGCUGUGGCCACUGCAAGACCUGGAGAAUGGAGAUGAGGUGACGCGUGAUUUCGCAUAUGGAGAGGCUGAUGCUUUGGUGAGGAGAUGCCGCCUGUUGCCAUGGCUACCCGAUGACCUUGAGGCCGUGAGCGAUGACAUCCAGGAACCGUCUGACCUUUACUAUGAAACGAUUCUACAGGAGAACAAGGAGAAGCUUCCUGUAGACAUCCAGCCUUAUUGUGUUCCAGAUGGAAAAGUUCUGAAGGUCUACGCUGAGAUGAAGCAGGUUUUAGACCAUCUGAAACAUCCACGUUUCCAAUUCACUGAAAACAAGGAAGAGGCUGACAUAAUCUGGGCCUUCUCCCAUAUCCGAGAUUAUCGGAAACUGAGUGAGGAACGGCCUCAUGUCCUGCUCAACCAGUUCCCCUGUGAGACUGUGCUGACCACUAAAGACUGCCUGGCAUCUGUGGCACGGAGAGCCAGGGGAGGUCAGGGGGCUCUGUGGCUCCCCAAGACCUUUAAUCUACAGACUGAGCUACCUCAGUUCAUCCGACAUUACCAGCAAAGGCAGGAGAGAGGACUGGAAAACCACUGGAUCUGCAAACCUUGGAACCUGGCCCGCGGUCUGGACACACACAUCACGAACAACCUCAGCUACAUAAUCAGACAGCGAGAGAGCACCCCAAAGGUGGUGAGUAAGUAUUUGGAGGACCCCGUGUUGUUUCACCGAGAUGAGGUGGGCAUGGUGAAGUUUGACAUCCGCUACAUGGUGCUUCUGCGCUCUGUGGAACCUCUGCGUCUCUAUGCAUACGACGUCUUCUGGCUGCGUUUUGCUAACAAACCUUUCUCGCUGGAUCACUUUGAUGACUAUCAGAAGCACUACACAGUGAUGAACUACGCCGAAGAUGUGCAGCUCAAACAAAUUCACUAUGAUGAAUUUAUCCCCAUGUUUGAGAGCCAGUAUCCACAGUAUCCAUGGAAACAAGUUGAGGCAGAUGUCUUUAAAGCAUUCUCAGAGCUCUUCCAAGCAGCUUCCUGCCGUCCUGCUCCAUAUGGGAUCUGUGCGUACCCCUCCUCCAGAGCCAUAUACGCCAUUGACCUCAUGCUAAAAUGGGACCAGACUGUUGGAGGAGAACGCGUGAUGCAGCCUCAGAUACUGGAGGUGAAUUUUAGCCCAGACUGUGAGAGGGCCUGUCGUUAUCAUCCCAGCUUUUACGACCACAUGUUCCAAACACUGUUCCUGGAUCAGAUAGAUCAGUGUCCGGUCACUCUGAUUUUAUGACCAACCUGAAUUCCAGCACUAAAAGAACGUCUCGACGUUUACCAUAAAUAAAGAUAACGAAUGCCCCUUUAACAGUGUUUAUGUCACCAGGUUGCUGUGGUCUGUGUAGCAGUUACACAGAUGAAUCACUUGGAUUUUCCACUCCUGAAUCUUUGAUUUUAAUGUCUACUUGAAAAAUUCAGUAUAAUGAACAGAAACCGAAUGAAAUGAAGCAAAAGGUGUUGUACUGAUCAUCCAACAAGAAUAUACAUUACAUCAUAUGGAAGUCAUGUUAUGGAAAAGAACAGAUGUGUGUCCUGUAACGGCAUAUUCCCUCCACAAUCUCUAUUCCAUCCUGCUUUCCAAGAUCAAUACAUGCAUGCAGAGUACAUGAUGAGUUACAAAGAACAUAAAUGGAAAAGAGAGAUAAGAGUUCAAGCUGAGAGCCUAUUUUCUUACAAUAAUCAUAGGGAAAUUGCCUCCAUAAUUUCUAAAUAUUUAGAUGAGACCAAAGGCUCAAUGUUUGAACCCGUCAGCCAUUGUUGGUAGAUGUUGCAGAAAUACCAUCUGGUUGGAAAGAACAUUUUUCUCCAUUAACCACCAUUUUAUUAUGAACAUAUCUACAGAGUUAUUAAACUUUUUGCAUUAAGAAAUGUUAUUGUUACAAAAAGCCAUAACAUGUCAAAUGUAUUUAUUGUUAAUAUCCAGGGAUAUCUUGCAAAUUUGAUUAAUAUUCACGAUUUGACUGAUUCACUGAAAAGAAGAUUCACUGUUGAUUUGGACAUAAACGAAGCAGGUAAAGUUGUUUCCCUUCAUUCAUAGGGUAUCCUACAGGGUAUCAAAAAGUAGAUGGUGAAGGUUAAAAUAAACAUUUCUCGAAAACACGAACAUAUUUAGCAUAUAUAUAUAUAAUAUUAGCAUAGCGAACAAUCAUGCGCAGAUAAUCUGUCCAUCGUGUAAAAUACCCGUCAAUGUGCAGAUCCUGCGGGUCAUCAGCAUAUUAAAGAGCAAUUGGCGGCAAAAUGGCGCCAGCACUAGUGAGAAUUGCCCUCGUUCACACUUCAAAUGGUUGAGACGAUCACCAUCAGCUGGCUGAAGAAUGUUGCGCCCAACCCCCAUUGAGACCCAUAGGGCAUGCCUGAAGGAAAACGAAAAACAGACCGAUUAACUGCCUUUUGUAAAAAAAAAAAAAAAAAAAGCUUGUUGUAAAUUAAAAACGUCUUUUACAAAAAAAAAAACAUACAUCACAGAUUUGAUUACAUCCAUUGAUAGUGCAGUUUCUGGCCUACUUAAACUUUUAUAGGCUACUUUUAUUAAAAGUAUAGCCUAUAAUUCAUUUUAACAAAAUUGAAGGAGAACCAGUCAGACUAAUGAAUGCUGAUAUAAAUCAAUUUUAUUUCUUAAUAGCAGAUAAACAAACAAUAAGGGAGUAAAAUAAUUUGGAAUAAUCAGAAUUCAGAUUUUAAUAAAGAAAAAUAAACUGUUAAAAAUAAUUUCUAAUAUCUCUGAGUAAAAUAUUUUUGCCUAAGAGGAAUAAAGUGGACGAGAGCUCUCUUGCAGCGAGCGAGAGUGCGAGAAAGAGAGGUUUAUGCAAAAGAGACUAACCAGGAAACAUGCACUUCUUAUACACUUGUUUGAUCAGAUAAGCAAGGACAAGUUUCUUAUCGGUAUGAACACGGCCCCUGGGACCUCUUGCGUCCACAGCUGUAAAAUUAGAUAGCAGGCUGUUGUGGUUUUUACACCUUUGGAGCAAAAGGACAGAAAAACAUCUUUUAAUCAUAUUGCUAUGAAAAAUAUUAUACCUCAAUUCACAGAAACAGUGUACUUAUGCAGAUUAGUAUCUAAAUGAAGAUAUUCUUUUGGACAUUAGAUGUGAUUCUCAAAAAUACACUCUGUACUUUAACUCUUACAAAAAACAUCUUGUUGAAUCACAUCUAACAUAAAAGUUUAAAUAUAUAAUAUGUGCAAAGGCUACAUAUAUAUAUAUAAACUGUUAUGUUAGAUGCGAUUAAUCGAUUUGACAGCACUAGUAAAAACACAAGUUGCUAUGACGUACUAAUCAUUUUUUAUGGUAUAUGUUUGUAGAAUAGCCUUUCUGAAGCACUCUAUCUCUAGGGUCCAAGAGUAUUUGGCUGCUCUCUCUCUCUCUCUCUCGUAUAUAAUAUAUAUAUAUAUAGGGUAUGAUUUAAAUGUAUAUAUUCUUUUGACAUGUUUUUAAAAAAUAGUUUAGUUGGCAGUGCGCCACCAUUGAAAAGAAGCCAAGAAGGUUAAUAAAUAACUGUGGGAAAUGGAAUGGGGAUGGGCUUAAAGAAAAAACUGAAUGUACGCCCAUGAAAAAAACUGUAUAAAAGAGAAAGCUGGGAUUGAGGUUGUUAGUCGUACAGCUGGCAUCUUGGCUUUGUUGAGCUUUGACAUGUGGAACUUUUUGACUUGAGAGAUUUUUGGGAUAAAAUAAGAUUUUCCUACAACAACAGCUGCAGCACACACAACAGUGAUGGGCGGAGGAUGUCUUAAGACAGCCCCUUCUUUUGUCAUGGACUGUCUGAAUCAGCACAACAUGUGCGUGGGUCGCGCCCUCAGAACGCGCAGUGAGCUCCAUCAGCUCUCAUCUUAACUCUGAUGAGGAUUAUGGAUGUGCGAUAGACGGUUUUGCAAGUUUGAUGCAACGCGCUAAAACCAAGAGCUUCUGGGAUUCUCGUGCGGAUUAAAUCUUUUGUUUGGAUUAAUUGAUUGUUUGGAAGUUUGGAGACCCAAAGCGGACACGGAGUCGAUGUCGGAGAUGCACUGUAAAUUAACACUUAUUGCAUAACUCAACAGUUUAAGAGCAACCCCAUUGAGGAACCUUUACCAUGCAGGGAUAUGUAUGGAGUUCAAAUCAACGUCCCCCGCCAAACUAUCAAGAACGUGCUCCACCUCAGUACCAAGAACGUGCUCCCCCUCAGUAUCAAGAACAUGCUCCCCCUCAGUACCAACAAUACCCACUUCAGUACCAAGAUCAAUUCCCGCCUGAUUACCAAGACUUCAGAAAUGAUCAACCCAAUAUGUUCCAGGCACAGUUCAACACCCAAUUUGCUGCAAAUCAUUGCAAAUCAAAAAACUUUAGACCAAACAUGCAUGGAUAUAAUACACAGACAAACCGGGCCCAUCCCCAGUACCCGUGUGCUGCCUCCAACACACAGCAGCACUACCCAUCUGAAAACCCCAACACAUAUAGGUGUUAUGCCCAAUUUGCCAUGCAAUCAAACCCUUCCUCCCCACAGAACUACAGAAACACAGGCCACAAUCAAGCUCACAUGUAUUGGUCUCCACAGUCAGACCAUGGCAGCUCUGUGGGUAACAACAGGGGUUGGAGUUCCCACACUUCCAGUAAUGGCAGCUCUUGUUCCAUGAACAAUCAGCAACAACUUCAACCUCCUAGAACAGCUCCUCGUCAUCAUCAACAACAUCAGUUGUCUAGACAACACUCAGGCAAACAACAUAAUAUGCACCACCGGACACAAGGACACCGCCAACAAUCCUCUUCUUGGGCCCAUAACAAUGGAGUUUCCCAUAGAAUUUCCAACAAUCAAGCUCCGAGCCGGACCACGGCCAGUUAUACCUCAUGCAACCUUACGACACCACCUUCUGGAGCACAGAGUGACAUUUCAUUGCCUUCCAAUAACUUAAACCAAAGUCCUGUUAACCAGAACCAGCCAGAACUGAGGUCAAAUAUAGGUCCAGCUGUAUCGACAAUCCAGUCUCAGAAUAACCAAAGCACUGGGCAACAGUCUCAAGGCACAAACUGUGGGACACAUAACGUUAAUGAAACCUCUCAAAUGACACGGACCAAUGAAGCCCAGCCUCAGCCUCACUCUAGAUCUUAUGUUAACACGCUAAUAUAUAGAUUACUGUGUUCAAAUGGCAACGAACAAGCAAAUAAGCAGCAAUCAGUUGAAGGAAUUGCACACCAGAACACUUGUUCAGAACAGUCGGAGGUUUGUGCAACCAACAGGACUGACCAACAUUCAAAGGAACCUUCUUCUGAACCUAGUGCACGGUGUACAGUUGAACCACCCAGUAAAAGAAUGAAGUAUGAUGUGGUUCAGAGAGACUAUUGGAACAAAGAAACAAGUGUGUCCAAAGAUUUUGGAGCGCAAUCUGUCCGACCUGGUAGCCAUCAGACAGGUAGCAAUGAGAAAAGACCUAAAGGAAUGAGUCUACACAGCAUACAGUACAGUACGGACCCAGCGGACUGUCUUGAAGCGGUGUUUGCACUACAGAAAGUCUCUCAGCAAGUUCACAAGGCCAUAGCCAUCGUUCCACCCAUUUCCCAGCAGACCUCAAACACUGCACUGGUGGCUGAUACCAACCCAAAAAAAGCUGACAGUCCACCGUUAAAGAUUGAUUCCGUUUGGACACUUGUUGAAGAGUCUGAUGCACAAAAAACUGUAAAUGACCAGUUGCCUGAAUCCCCUUCACCAACGGCUCAACAAGAGGACAAAAGCCUUGAAAUUGAGACUACAAGCAACAUUGCAGACUCUGAUAGAUGCUCUACUAGCCCAGUUGAAUGUCAAAAUAAUGCUCAACAAGGUGACGGUGAUUCAAGUGAUGCUUCAUUAGACUUGUCCAGUGUGCCAGUGGUUAAGUACACACUGGAGAAACUAAUGGACUUAGUGAAGUCUUUAGAGAUAGCGGAAUUAUCAUCCAGAUAUCCAGAUGAAUCGGAGAGCUUUUUUAAUAGGAUCUUGAAACUCUAUUGGAAUGGGAGUCAAGACAAUCUUGUGGAGGCAUUGAAAUCAUUUAGAAAGGAGGCAGAGCGGCAUUCAUCUGUAGAUAUCGUAUGGGAUUAUGAGUCUGUGGUAUUUGAAAGCAUUGAAACCGAAAACCUAAAGAAGCUUGCUCAUUGCGACGUUCUCAACAAUGAGAUGUAUUCAUCGUCUGAGGAGUUCAGGUCUUCUUGGUUAAAUGUUGAUGGACAGCCAGCUGAUAUUGAAAAGGUGCUUUCAGAACCACUGUUGGAUGACAUAACUGUGAGCAAGGCAACAUCACAGGUAUUUUCAGAUAAGACUGUUGUCACGUCAACCAAUUUAGGUGCGAAUUCCCACAAAGUCAUGCCUGAGGUUUCAUCCGCUGAGAAAAGUGCAAGACCAGACAUGUGUAGUCCAGCAGCUCUUCUCAAACCCCAGUCAAGAAAUGACAGGGAGGAAAUGGCCACCGAAAACAAUUGUCAUUCAUAUGCAGGGCUGUCUAGAAUGACAUAUCUGAGCAGCGUCUCCAGUGAGAAAGAAACAUUCAAGAAGCAAGUGGACAUCAAUCAAAACCACAAUUUUAACACAAAACCUUCAGAUAACUCCCCAUUAGCAGAAAGAUCUACAGUAAAACUUACAGACUGCAGCAAUGAAAUAGAAGUAUUCAGACAAGAUCAUUCUGAGCGAACAUGUCAUAAUUUGUCUGUGUCAGAAUCACUUCCUCUGAGCCCUGGAAACAGUGUUUCAGAUGGUGUAAAAAACUCUGACUUGUCUUUUUCUACCGAGACUCUUUGUAAUUCUAAGGAUACAUGGCAGAUAGAAGAUAUUUCUGAUGAUGAAAAUCCAGGCAAUAAAGAGGCUCUUAAUAACUCUUCAGACAUUGGGCUGGUAGAGGAUAUUUCAGAUGCUGGAAAUUCUGGAAAUAAGGAGGUUCUUCCUAUCUCCUCAGACACCUCACCGGUAAAAGAUAUUUCAGAGGAUGAAAAUACUGGAAAUAAGGAGGUUCUUAAUAACACCUCAGACACCUGGCCAGUAGAAGAUAUUUCAGACGCUGAAAAUUCUGGAAAUGAGGAGGUUUUUCCUAACUCCUCAGACAUCUGGCUGGUAGAAGAUAUUUCAGAGGAUGAAAAUACUGGAAAUAAGGCGGUUCUUCCUAACUCCUCAGACACCUGGCAGGUGGAAGACAUCUCUGAAGAUGAGAAUCCAGGCAAUAAGGACACUUGUAUUAACUCCUCAGACAUAUGUGUGGAGGAAGAUGUUUCUAAUGAUGAAAAUUCAAGCGAUUCCUUGUUAAUGGAAAUCACAGUGCUAUCAUCUGAAGAUGCUAAAACAUUUUUCCAACAGUUGGAAAAUGAACCUGAAUGUGGUGUCAAAACAACUACAUCAACAUUUGACUGCCCGGAUCUUGUAGCGUGCUUUGAUGCACCCAGUCAGCCUAACCAUGAGUACAACAAAGCAGAUACUUGCUCUCUCUGUGGUACCAAAAUUACGAUAUCCAAUUCCACAAAUGCGAUGGACAAUGAUGGUGAUCAUUUCUGCUCCCAGUGUUGGGAACAGGCUCCAUUGCUUGAGCUAGAAGAGGAGCCAUGCUCUCCUGUGAAAAAUGAGGCUGAUGUACUGGGCUCUCCUGCUAAAUCCAACAAACAAGGCCAAGACUGUAGUCCGCCAUGUCUUAAACUGGAAGUCAAGGAUGUGGCUUCAACAAAGGAAUGCAUUGUGUAUGAAAGGCUGACAGGACAAAAAAGUGACUAUAUGGUAAGAUUAGGACUGGUACAAAAUUCCCCAACUCUUGAACUGAAAGUCAAGGAGCUAAAUGUUACUUCACCAGAGACAUGCACUGUGGACGAAGGACAGAAAAGGGACAGUAUUGUAAAAUCAGAACUGGGGGAAAAAUUUUGUCCACCAUGUCUUGAUUUGCAAGUCAAGAAGCCAGCUGUUGCUUCACUAAAGGAAAGUAUUGGAAUUAAAAGACUGUCUGGACAAAAAUGUGAAGGCAUGGUAAAAUCAGAACUAGGACAAACCCGUAGUCCACCACCUCUUGAUCUAAAAGUCAAGGAGCUAACUGUUACUUUAUCAAAGAAAUGCAUAGCAGAUGAAAAAAGAGACUGUAUGGUAAAAUCAGAACUGGGACAAAAUCAUAGUUCACCAUCUCUUGAACUGAAAGUCAAUAAGACAACUGUUGCUUCAACAGAGGAACGCAUUGAUGAUGAAGGACGGACAGGACAAAAAAGUCAAAGUUUGUUAAAGUUAGAACCGAGACAGAAUUGUAGUCCACCAUCUCUUGAACUGCAAGUCAAGGUGCCAAAUGUUUCUUCUCCAGAGGAAUGCACUGAAAAUAAUAAAAGAUUGACAGGACAAAAAAGAGACUGCAUGGUAAAAUCAAAACUAGGUCAAAAUUGUAGUCGACCAAAUCUUGAACUAGAAGUCAAUGAGCCGACUGCUGCUUCAACAGAGGAAUGUACUGAAGAUGAAAGACUGAUGGGACAAAAAAGUGAAAGUUUGUUAAAAUCACAACUGAGACAAAAUUGUAGUUCAUCAUCUCUUGAACCGCAAGUCAAGGUGCCAAAUGUUGCUUCCCCAAAGAAAUGUAUUGCAGAUGAAGGACUGGAAAAAUCAGUGACACAGAAAGUGCCUGAAAUUCAGAGGCCAGCUGAACAGGAGCUAACCAAGAUUCAACCAAAUAAGCAGAAAAAUGAUAAAACAGAGAAAAACAGAUUGGCCAAGCCCCAACUGCUCUUCAAAUGCAACAAACCACCUCUCAAAAAAUCUGCCUUUUUUAAGCAUAAGCUAAAAUCUGGUAGCACUAGGACUGGUUCUGAUGAUUCUGUGCUUUUCACUCCAGAUAUUGUGGUUAAAAAGAACUUGCCACAAAAGAAAAAAAAUCUCAAACGCCCUAGUGGUGAGAGUCAGGACUGCAGCAAGGUGAAAAAAUUCAAAGAACAUAGGCAAGAAAGACAAGAUUAUCCUGACAGAACCUCACAGGACCAUAGAGAAACCCUACAGAAAGUUACAGAGAAAGUGCCCGGUCAUUCAAAUGACACGACACCCCACGGGUCAAAAAAGAAGCUUGAGCUGCGUGGCAUUCUGUCAGUGAAUAAAACUAAAACAAUUGAGCCAAAGAAAGUGAGAUUUGAUUUAUAUGGAUCCAACAGAGAAAAACAGAUCUAUGCUCAUGAGCGGCGUUUUUCAGCCCCUGCUAGCUUAACGGUCUCUGAUACUUGCAAAGACUAUACCGAUGUGCUCUCUGCUAAACAAAAAGUUCUCAACCAGUGGAGCAGCACCUUCAUACCUAAAACAAAGAGCUUUCAUCCCAGGUCACCACAGGAGGGAGCACCACAGAAGAAAAAAACACAGAAAACUCAGGACCUCUUAAAGUUAAGCAUUAGUGCAUUAAAAAGCCAUUUGACUCACAGAGCAAAGCUUCAAUCCAGUAGCGAGAAAGAGACAAAUCACUUUAGAAAACCAGUAUUUCAUCGAAAUCUUACAAAAACACUAAGCGGCUAACCUAGUUGCUUUUAUUAUGUUUACUUAAAUAUGUUUACACAUAAUAGCUGUUGCUGAAAUGUGUGACAGUUUUCUGUUGAUGACAAUGAUGGAUGUUGUUUUUUUGUUUUGUUUUGUUUUUUAUUGUUACUGAAAGCAAAAUAGAAAACUUUAUUUUUCUAAGGUGUUAUUGUUUGUAAUAUACUCCACUGUAUGUCACUGAAAAUGACUGCAAUCAGUGUUAUUUUAUAAGAAUAUUUUUAAUAACUAUUUUAAGUACUUCUUGAUGAUGUUACAUAGUAUAAAAUAUAUUUGUAUUUGGAAAUACAAGACAAUUUACUGGAAAGGCAGUUGUGUCACUUAAUAAAUGUUUUAAAUGA